AUGAUCAAGUUAACAUUAUUAUUACUUUUUUUUAUUAUUUUUAUUAAAAAAAAUAUUUGUUGGUCAGAUGAACCACAUAUGAUUGUUAGUGCAAUAGCAUAUUAUAAUUUAAAUGAUAAAGAAAAGAGGAUUUUAAAUAAAAUUUUUUUGAAUUAUAAAGAAGAUAGAGAUUUUAAUGAUCCUAUAACUGGUGCAUUAUGGGCUGAUCAUAUAAAAUCAAAUGAGCAUAGCACUGUUAACCCAAGUGAUAUUAGAAGAUAUGAGAUAUUAGAUAUAUUUAAUGAAUGGCAUUUUGUACAGAUUCCAUAUAAUCCUACGAAAAUGUUCCUUCCUCAUUAUUAUUUAAAUGCUCAUAAAGGAAAAUAUAAUGCUAUGGGAGUAUUAAAAUAUAUUUAUAAGAUUUUAAUACAAGUUCAGAAAAAACCUAGACAUGGUACUUAUUUUUCUUACAAUUUUUACCUAAGAUUUUUUAUACACAUAUUUGCUGAUAUCCAUCAGCCAUUACAUACAAUAUCAUUUUAUAAUGAGCAUUUCCCUAAUGGAGAUAAAGGAGGAUCAGACAUUACUUUAAAUUACCAUGGACAAAUAGGAAAGCUACAUCAUUUAUGUGAUAACAUUUUCUACUCAAGAAAAAAACACUGGCCUCAUAUAAAUCCUAGUAUUUUGCAAAAGGAAGCACAUGUAUUGAUGAAUAUGUAUCCCCCUGAACAUUUUGGUAGUAAAUUAACAAUUCCAUCUAAUAAAAUUGAUUUUAUAGAUAGUAUUGCAAAUGAAUCCCAUCAAUUAGCUAUUGAGCAUAUUUAUUCGCACAUACCUGUUAGACUAGUGAAUAAAGAUAUGCAAAUUAAGGUUGACCAACAUUUUGUUAUUAAUUUAAAAGGAAUAUUAAACAAACAAAUGGUUCUAGCAGGUUAUAGAUUAUCAUUAUACUUAAAAGAUAUUAUUGCAAAUAUUCCAGAAGAUCUUUAA
Plasmodium gallinaceum is the source of this 969-nucleotide messenger RNA. RefSeq names its product p1/s1 nuclease, putative. Bases 1 to 969 code for a protein of 322 amino acids. The record is from RefSeq and is a predicted model, not a curated record. The transcript has a single exon. Gene Ontology annotation, biological process: DNA catabolic process. Gene Ontology annotation, molecular function: nucleic acid binding; endonuclease activity. NCBI's taxonomy places the organism in Eukaryota, Apicomplexa, Aconoidasida, Haemosporida, Plasmodiidae.